CUUCCUCCCCUCACAUGUCAACGUGACUUUGCCGACUGCCGACCUGAGGGAAGUGACUGAGCCACAUUAGCCUUUAAAAUGCUGCUUUUAUCGAACAGGAUAAAGUUAUGUUCGCUGGCGUUCACAGCCGCGCGCAUGUACAGCAGCGGCCCGGCUGCCGCCAACAAGAACCCGACGGUUUACUUCGACAUCUCUGCGGACAGCCAGCCUCUCGGCAGGGUAACGUUUGAGCUCAACGCCGAGGUUGUGCCGAAAACCGCAGAGAACUUCAGAGCGCUGUGCACUGGUGAGCAUGGCUUCGGAUACAAGGGAUCGACUUUCCACAGGGUGAUCCCUCAGUUCAUGUGCCAGGGUGGAGAUUUCACCAACCACAAUGGAACUGGAGGGAAGUCUAUUUACGGCUGGAAGUUUCCCGAUGAGAACUUCAAGCUGAAGCACACUGGACCUGGUAUCUUGUCUAUGGCCAAUGCUGGACCCAACACCAACGGAUCCCAGUUCUUCAUCUGCACCGCCAGAACCGAAUGGCUGGAUGGCAAGCAUGUUGUCUUUGGCAGCGUGAAGGAAGGACUGGACGUGAUCAUGAAAGUGGAGUCUUUCGGUUCCCGGUCUGGGCGAACCUCCAAGAGGAUCACUAUCACAGACUGCGGAGAGCUCGUGUGAGAUCCCCAUGUGGACGCGGUCGUAGUCUCAUCUCCUGCUGUAAUUUCAACGUGAGAGUCUGAGUGAAAGAGGCUCUUUCUUCAGUCAUGGCACAGAGUGAUACCUCGCUUUGCUAACAACUGAUUAUUUCACAGCCACACUCAGAUUUUAUUCUUCUGGUACUUAAAAUGUUAGUCUUCCUUCAGGAACGCACUUAAUUGUGUAAUGCUAUAAAAUGUGAACUUGUAUUAUAGAAGACAACAGGAUGACGGGUUCUACUGUAUUUGAAUGAGCUAUUAAUUCUUCAACAUGCAUUGAAACAUGGCAUUUCUUUGCAAAAAAUAAAGUCAUUGUUUUCUAAAUAUG
Molecule: messenger RNA, 1005 nt
Organism: Chelmon rostratus (copperband butterflyfish)
Lineage: Eukaryota; Metazoa; Chordata; Actinopteri; Chaetodontiformes; Chaetodontidae
Product: peptidyl-prolyl cis-trans isomerase A-like
Exons: 6
Coding region: 79-660 (193 amino acids)
Biological process (GO): regulation of mitochondrial membrane permeability involved in programmed necrotic cell death; protein peptidyl-prolyl isomerization; cellular response to hydrogen peroxide
Cellular component (GO): mitochondrion
Molecular function (GO): peptidyl-prolyl cis-trans isomerase activity
Source: RefSeq, a predicted model, not a curated record